AUGGAAAGAAGAAGGGAGGAUCACCAGUCAAUCGUCAUGGUGUGUUGUGGGAGCGUCAUACAACGAGUGCGGCGUCAGAUGGAGAGGGAGACGUCAGCAGGUGAAGUUCACCCACCUGAACGACAUUACACUCUCAAGAAGGACAGUUUGCGGGAGGGAAAGUUGGUGUGGAUUGCUCCUUCCAAGGUUGCAUCAAAUGACAAAAAGAUGGCGGUUCGUGUUUCCCGUGGAGAAAAAAAUUUAUUUAGUCUGGAUGAAGCUAAUUUGUUUGCCAACACCCCAUACGAGCACGGAUUUCGUGAAUACAUUUACGAGGGUCAAAUGAGGAGAGUGAAGGAGACGAAUGAUCCGACAGAUCCUCGUGGUGCCACGCGGUGUGGCCACGGGGUACUUAUCUACCCCAACGGUGCGUACUACGAAGGGAAAUGGCAACAUAACAAACGUAAGGGCAUAGGUUGCAUCUCUACUCCCAAAGGAUACAAAUACACAGGUGAAUGGCGUGAUGAUACACCAGAGGGAAGUGGCUACGAAGUGUUUGCCUGCAGGGCGGCCAUGGAUGCGCAUUAUGUGAACGGCACUCCAGAGGGAGAUGGUGUUGUGUUGUACAACCCAAAAAAAAAUGCGUACCGUUACGAAGGUGAGUGGCAAAAAGGUAAACGCCAUGGGAAGGGAGUCAUUUUUUAUGCAAAUGGGGAUACUUUUUCCUGCACGUUUCAAGAAGGCAAGAGACAUGGACGUGGUGUGACAACUCAGACAGUGAAUGGGAGAGAAAUUCAGUACGAAACUUGGUGGCGGGAUGACAAACUAGUUGGUGUUCCAAAAUUAAUUCCAAAAGUCAAUCGUACAAAGAAACCUGUUUCAUUUAUUCCUUUUAGAACAAAGGGGUAUUUAGCGUCUGUGGACAUUAUACAUUGGACGGUGAAGGAGGACACGUUUGAUCUUCCCUUUGAACAGUUUAUGCAAUUAAAGUUGGGUUUUGAAUCCUUGGAUGUGGUGGGGUGUGGACUUCUUCCAAUGAAGGAACUCCGUGCAGUAUGGCCUGAAAGCAACAUGGAUAUGCUACUUAAGUUUUAUUCGGAUGAGAAGGACUGCGUGGAGUUUCUUGAUAUUAUUUCGGCUUGGUAUCCGAACGUUUCGCCACAUGAUAUUGCCCGCAUGAUGCAAGAAUUUAUCUCACCUUUUGACCUUUUUCGUUUUAGGGGCUUCCUUAACGGCAUUGAGGAAGCGGACGGCAUGGGAUACUACCACGUGUCUGGUGGUUUACCCCAGUCAUGUGGCACGGAAUAUCACCGGCCGGCGUUACACCUGCGAGAUCUUGAGGCUAAUGGGUACCGUAUCGGUGGGGAGAAGUUUACAGCAGCCAACUAUGCGGUUGCCUGUCAACUGCAUGACCCACCGCACUUUCUUGAUGUGCUGGAGGUGUGGUAUCCAAAUAUUUUACGUGUUACACUGGAGCAGUAUGAGAUGAAGGAGAUUGAUAGUGACAUUUUGGACGCCAUACGGGUUGAUUUUAAUCGCUAUGCUCACGCCUCCACGGACCCUAUGAAAUAUUUGCUGAUAGAAGAGUUCAUUCAGGCAGAGGCCAACUAUCGAGACCAGAUGUACGCCUCUUACAAGAGUAAUGAACGUCUCCCGGUUGGUAUGCAUCCAAUUCUUUCCAUUGCCUCGGCCGACUCCCCAUCUUUUCUUACCUCCACGCCACUUCCUGUCUUUUCUCCAGGCGCCGCUAUUGUAGCUGAUAUGCGUCCAGGCUUUUUGAAGGGAACUGUUGUGUGGGUUCUUGCCAACCGGAUACGUCUUAGCGUACCGCUUCUUCAUGAGAUUGAGAACUUUCAUGUGCGUCAGAAGGGUCGCGUUACUCUUGACGAACUUUAUCGUUUUUGUUUCCCCAAUGUCCCAUGCCUACGCACACAGGAAGCUAUUCUAGGACAGUUUAGCGACACUUCUUGUCUGUGCAGUUUAUGCCGCGCAGCGACAGAGUAA
Messenger RNA from Trypanosoma cruzi, 1983 nucleotides. Its product is annotated as phosphatidylinositol-4-phosphate 5-kinase, putative. The coding region runs from base 1 to 1983 and encodes 660 amino acids. The record is from RefSeq and is a predicted model, not a curated record. Lineage: Eukaryota; Euglenozoa; Kinetoplastea; Trypanosomatida; Trypanosomatidae. The transcript has a single exon.